This is a messenger RNA of Dermacentor albipictus, 1821 nucleotides long. The record is from RefSeq and is a predicted model, not a curated record. Lineage: Eukaryota; Metazoa; Arthropoda; Arachnida; Ixodida; Ixodidae.
ACUAAAAAUACGGCUUGUUUUUCACAUAGCGACGCCUGUUUUCCACCUAGGCAUUUCUUCCCUGUCGCUGCUUCCUAGUCGAACCUUCCCUCGGCAACGGCAAUGCACUGCCGGCUACUGCUCGCGACUUUUGCGACGUUCUGGCUCGCGUCCCUGCUCAACCCCGAUGACGUCAGCGCAGCCAACAUCUUUUCGUCGGUGGUGCACAUGAAGGACCUGAUGUCCCUAGAGCGAAGGCUCGUUUCCAAGGUCGACGUCUUCCUACACUGCAUGGAAACGAAGCUGGACCACCUGCGCAGCUUUCUGAACGAAUACUAUGAGGCGAAGGCGUUCAAGGAGCGGAAGCUGACACCCUCUUCGACAGAGCACGACACCCGCACGGCCAGCCGCGUCGACCCGUACAACACCAUGAAUCGCCUGUCGGUCGACUGGAAUGAGAUCGUGCACCACUUCAGAGUGCCAGACUGGAUGGAGAUCGAGAAACUGAUGAUGGAGUCCAACGACACCUUCCCUCGCCCUAGCGACCUCUUGGAUGCCGGCGAGGCGCUCAUUCUCCUCCAGAAGACGUACCAUCUCAACCUCACCGACAUGACCAAAGGAGUCAUCAUGGGACACAAGGCGAUGGCGCAGUUGACAGCAAGAGACUGUGUGUACUUCGGCCAGCUGCUGCACAGCAAGUAUGACUUCGAGGAUGCCAUCAAGUGGUUCGAAGAAGCACUCGCAAGGCUGAGCCUCGAAAAGCAGCCCUCAAUCUCGCCAAAGAUGGUGCAUGAUUACCUCGCCAGCAGUGUAGAGCAGCUGGAGGAACAAGACCAACGACAGGAAGAAGAGCUGUCCAGCAUGGGCCUGCCGGAGGAGCCCAGUGCUGAAAUGCUUUUCGCCGAAGGAUACCUGGAGGCGUUCAAUGAUCUCUGCCGGGGAGUCAAACUCCGGAAUGCAACAGAAGAGAAGGACCUGCGCUGUUACCUGAGCAUUCCGCACCCGUACUACCGAAUAGGCCCGGUCAAAAUGGAGGUCAUGAGCCUAGAACCCUACAUCGUCCAAUUCUACGACGUCAUCUCGCCCAAGGAGAUACAAGCAAUCCGCAGGAUUGGAGACCCCAUGCUGGCCCGUGCCACAGUCGUCGAGUCGAUCGAAGAAACGGUGGACCCCGGCCGCAUCAGUCAAGCGGCGUGGUUAAAUCCAGGCACCGACCCGCUGCUGGAAAGGGUCAACCAACGGGUGGCCAUGCUCACCGGACUGUCCACUGACUACAGGCGCGGAGACUCCGAGAUAAUACAGUACGGCUCCUACGGACCGGGGGGCCACUACGAAGCGCACGCCGACUACCUGAUGGGGGGACUCACGGAGGAAGAGUUAGAACAAUUCGACGAGAAGGAUAAGGAGUCCGGAGACCGCAUCGCCACCUUCAUGUUCUACCUUUCAGACGUGAGUUUGGGAGGUGCCACUGCGUUCCCCUACGCCAAGGUGGCUGUCCCUCCGCGACAGGGCUCGGCUGCCUUCUGGUACAACAUGCACGAGGACGGCAGCUACGACUUCCGCACCUUGCACGGCGCAUGCUCCGUGCUACACGGCACAAAACACGUCGCGAACCUAUGGAUUCGAGCCAAUGGCCAGAUGUUCAAGCGACCAUGCCCGGCGACGAAACGAAGACAGACGCUAAGUUCUUCGAAGCUGUGAUAAUUGUUAUCUGCGUUAUCUUCAUUUCUUGUUCCUGCUCCUCAUAUUUGUAGCUUUCUCUCUGCGAUUUUUUUUUAUUGAGAACGACGGGUCGUCCACGUUAAUACCAAUCUCUUGCUCUUAUUGUUAAAUAAAGUGAAA